Molecule: messenger RNA, 933 nt
Organism: Lycium ferocissimum
Lineage: Eukaryota; Viridiplantae; Streptophyta; Magnoliopsida; Solanales; Solanaceae
Product: DEAD-box ATP-dependent RNA helicase 3A, chloroplastic-like
Exons: 3
Coding region: 1-933 (310 amino acids)
Molecular function (GO): zinc ion binding; nucleic acid binding
Source: RefSeq, a predicted model, not a curated record
AUGCCGACAAGAAAGAAGAAAAUCUGCACAAUAUUAAAUGCCGCCGAGGAAGCGGCAGAGGAGCAAGAGAGGGCUCCAGCUCCUGCCCCUAUUGCUCCAGACCAGGAUUUACGGGAUGCCGUUCAGUUGCUGACUCAGUUAGUUGCCGCGCAGGCCCAGCGGCAGGGUGCGGGCUCAAGUGAUAGGGCGACCAGUGCCCGAGCCCGUGAUUUCAUAAGCUUAAAUCCUCUAGAAUUUUUCGGAUCAAAACCGGAUGAAGACCCGCAGGGUUUUAUUGAUGAGAUAUGCUCCGGCCAUGGUAGCAGAUAUGGGAGACCGGGUACACCGAUUGCGAGAGGCUUAGGGCCACACUUAUUUAAGGAUUGUUUGACCGCCUCGCUACUGGAAGGAAUGGAUAUCUCGCGCAUUCAAGCGCAUGCUCAGAACCUGGAAGAACAACAACAGCCGCCAAGGGGAGAGCGAGCUAUGGACAGGGGACAUGGUAAAAGGACUAGAUCAGCGGGUGCUAGCAGUGAGUACAGAGGAGGUCAGGGGCAGCAAUAUCCCAGACAUUCAGGCCAGUCUGCAUCUAGUGCACCUCCUCGAUUUGCGGGCCGAAAGUUUGAUCGUCCUAUUUAUUCUGGGCCGAGUCAGGGCUCGGGAGCUUCAGGUUCCCAGUAUCGUGGUGAUUCUAGCCAGAGGAGACCGCCGGUACCACGAUGCAGUCAAUGCGGUAAGUUACAUCCGGGUCAGUGUCGCCGAGGCUCGGAUGCUUGCUAUGCCUGUGGUCAAGUUGGCCACAUGAUGCGUGAUUGUCCGUUGAGGAGCAACGAGAUGAGGUCCGACCUACGAGGUUCGGCGGCUGAGGUUCUUCAUAGUCGAUGCAUCCGUAGAAGCCCGGACUUCCCCGUGUUCCGGCGGGCCGUGGCGAGGCGGAGAGGAGGGAGCCUCUAG